Messenger RNA from Trichobilharzia szidati, 4392 nucleotides. The record is from the annotation of a GenBank genome assembly. Lineage: Eukaryota; Metazoa; Platyhelminthes; Trematoda; Strigeidida; Schistosomatidae.
AUGGUUCUUUACAUUUUAAAAGCAACUCCGUCUGUAGAAAUGGUCUAUCAUCCGGUUGAUUUCGAUAUUGAUGACUUCCUCUCUAGAAUUCAGGGUAACAAACCUCCUUUCGUAUGUCCAUCCGAAACAUGUCAGAAAGUUUGCAAGUCAUACAGUUAUAUGCAGAAACAUAUGCUGAUCCAUCGCCCUCCUGCUCCAAUAGACAUUCCUGGACCGCUAGAAUAUGGUGAUGGUUAUGGAGAUUUCAAAUGUACACCCGCAUUGAACGGUACCUCGGACCAGGUUGAAAAAAUAUCCCUGAUGUUCGGUGGUUCUCUUGAAAAUUCUGGUCACCAAAAAGCCAGGACACCCAUGGUUUUUACUGACGCUCAUACCUCAGUGGUUUUCGAUGCUUCUUCCACUACCAGAGGCCGCACAUUUCGUUGUAAUAUAUAUGUUCCCUUAACUAUUCGCCUGCAGAAUAUGUCAGACUCGAGAGGGGAACAAGAUUCCACCCUAGAAGGCACUUCUGUUAGUAAAAAGUAUCCAUCACAUCGUUCUAAAAUGUCGAGCCUUAAAAACAAAGGUCGCAUUAAGAACAACAGAGCUGUUUCAGUCAUAGGAAAGUUUUCAGAAAAUUGUAGAACUGAGCCAUCAGAUAAAAGUAUUGUUCUUACAAAUGGUGCCACAACAAACGAUAUAGAAACACCGAAGGCAGUCUAUUCAAUCGAUCCAGAGUUCUCUGUUCGUAAACCCAUCAGCUUGAGAGAAAAUUCGGGUUAUAUUCGUUUCAUUGAAAAAACAGCUGAUGAACUGGACGAAGUCGUUGAGUAUGAUUUAGAUGAAGAGGAUCUUUUUUGGCUUGAAAGAAUCAAUGCAAAGCGUAAAAGUGCAUCCCUAUCACCUGUUACUGAGUCCACUUUAGAAUGGAUUAUGGAUAGAUUUGAGAAGAAGGCCAGAUUCAGAUUGUUUUCAUCUAAUGAUGGUUGUGAGACAACUGAUAUAUUACCUGAUAUCGGUGGUAAUCAAUCAGGUAUUGAUGAAGAUGCUGUAUGCUCUGUAUGUCAAGAUGGAACUUGUGAAAAUACAAAUGUGAUAUUAUUUUGUGAUGUUUGCAAUUUGGCUGUUCAUCAGGAGUGUUAUGGAGUUCCUUAUGUUCCUGAAGGUCCUUGGCUUUGUCGUAAAUGCCUUCAUUCCCCAAGUGAACCAGUUUCAUGUGUACUUUGUCCGAAUAGAGGUGGUGCUUUCAAAAAGACUACAGAUGAUCGCUGGGCUCAUGUUAUUUGUGGACUAUGGGUACCUGAAGUAAUGUUUGCUAACCUUACAUUCCUUGAACCACUUGAAGGUAUAGACAGGAUAGCUCCUGCAAGAUGGCGUCUUCUAUGUUUCAUCUGUAAACAACGCAAUGUUGGUGCUUGUAUUCAAUGUCAUAAAACCAGUUGCUAUCGAGCAUUUCACGUUACUUGUGCACAACAUGCCGGUUUGUAUAUGAAAAUUGAACAUACAGAUGAUCCUGAAGACUCUGGUAUUCGAAAAAGUGCAUUUUGUGAUCAACAUUGUCCACCAGAUCACUUUUCUAGUUCAAAUAAAGGCAUGUAUGCUCAUUCUGACUCUGAAAGUCCUCAAUCUCCUGAACAAGCAGCUCGUAUUCAUUUGAGAAAAGCUCGUAAAAUUUUAGCAGAACGUCGAAAUUCUAAACCUUCUGUUUGUGUACCUAUUGUAUCGAAAGCGAAAAUGGAUCUCAUUCUGUCCAAACUAACUGGGGUAUCGGGUGAUAAAAUGGAGUUUUUGAAGCAAACUUAUGCAUUUUGGAAGCUUAAAAGAGAAUUUAGGCGUGGUGUACCACUUUUGAAACGACUUCAAGCAUGCUCCAUACACAGAAGCGCAGCCAGUUUUGCUGUAGCAGCUACAACUGGUGAUGCAGAAUCUCAACGAAUGAGAGCUCAUUUAAAAUUCUGGCAACAAUUACGUCAAGAUCUUGAAAAAGGACGUCUUCUGUCUGAGUUGACACGUAAACGUGAACGUAUUAAACGUGAUAUAUUUCGUUUAUUUGUUCAUGAAAUUGAAUUGAAAAUUAAACCAUUUGUAGUCUUUCAAUUACGAUUCAUAGAUCAACUUCAAGCAUUGGAUAUUAAUGAAUUUUUCUCUGAGCCUGUUCAACCAAGUUUAGCACCAGAUUAUGCCUUGAUUAUUAAAAAGCCUAUGGAUUUCUCAACAAUACGUAAAAAGAUAGAAAAUUUUGAAUAUUCUACAUUGGAGGCGUUAUUAUCCGAUUUUAAUUUAAUGCUAGACAAUUGUUUUGAAUAUAACCUAGAGAACAGUAUUUAUUAUUCAGCUGCUUUAAAAAUGCGUGAACAGAGUAAACCAAUUAUCUCUGUAGCCUUGGCAACUGCGAAGCAGAUCAAUUUCUGUCCUAAAACUGGAUUUCUUCUAGAAAAUGUGCCUGUAAAAAGUGAUGAAAUUGUAGAACAACAGGCUUCUUCUCAUCAUCAGGAUAAUAUUGAAAAUACAUCGAAAACAAAUGAGAAUUGUAUACAGUCUAUGCCUUUAACUAAUGAAGACAGCAAUUAUGAUAAUUAUGAAAAAAGACCAACAAAUUCUCCGAUAUUAUUUCAUUUAUCAUCAUCACGUCGAUCUGCUAAGGGUACGUUAACAAACGAACGAUUGCAUAGUCCAUUAAAAGAAUUAGUUAAUUGUGAUCAAACCUCUUCACUCCCGAGUAGUAUACGUAGUCGACUGAGAAGUUUUAAUUCACCACCGACAACUCCAUCACCAAUCUCAACUAUACCACCGACUACGACAUCACAUCAUGCAUCACCACUGCCUAUUACAGAAAAUGGAAAUUCACUGUGUACAUCACCUCCUAAUUCAGCAAAAAGUUUGAAUUCACCCAUUAUACCUCGUAAACGUCGUUAUUCUUCAGCUAGCAAUGAUAAAAAACUCCCACUUUCGCCCAGUUUACAUAAUGGAGAUGGUCGAAAGUCUACGAAAAUGGCACGAUUACAGUUACAUUCACCUGGGAAUACUUUUGCACAAGCUUAUGCUAAUUCAACAAAUUGUUUUGAAAAUUUAAUUAGAUCAAGUAAAACUAAUGAAUCAGUUAAUUGUAAAUGGAAUCAUUCAACAGCUGACAAUUCUAAUUGUUUAUUAACUCGUCAAGUUGGCAUAAAUAAACCUACAAAUGAAAUGAAUGGAUUAAUCAGUUCACGUGAUGGGCCAGCAUUUACACGUUAUCGAAUUGGUCGUUUAUCACGUGGUGAUGAUGAAGAUGAAGAUGAUGAUAGUGAAGAGACUGAUGAGGAUGAAAGUGAUGAUGCAUGUGUCACAUAUUCCAAUACGCCUACAUCAGCUGUUAAUUCUCAUCAGGAGUGUGAUCGUUCUCACUACAGACAACAACGUUUAAAACAGGAUAGUAGUAUAGAGACUGAAUCUGCCGUUGCAAAAUCACACGUUCCUGGCGCAACAGUCGUCACUACUGCUGUAGUUGGUUCAAGUCGAAUGGCUUUUGCGCAUAAACGUUCUACUAUCAGUCGUCUAAAAUCUGUUUAUCGGUUCAAAGCAAAGCAAGCCUCUGUAAAUAUCAGAAAAAAUAAGCCUAAAAAGCAACACAGAUCAUCACUGACAAAAACACUGAACAGUGACGAACUCAGUAAUGAUAGUGCUGCACAAACUAAUAUACCACCAUCUUCAUCACCAAUUCCUUCGCCUGAUUCUCAUAUCAUAUCAAAUUCGGACACAUUGUUCACAAAAUUUCUUCCAAAGCUUGGUAUAAAGCAAAAUAAUAUCCGACAGGACAGUAUUCAACCAGUUACUAAUUUAAAUCAUACUAAUUCACCUUUACAUAAUGAAUCUAAUACUGAAACAAAUUGCUCCACAGACGCAUUAUCCAUUUAUUCGAAUAAUAAUUCCAAAAUGAUACGAAGUCCUUUGUCACGUGUCUCAUCACGUGGUAGUAUUGGAGAUGAUACAUUUUCUGAACAUCGAUUCAGUCCUUUAGAUAUCGUUUGGGCGAAAUGCUUGGGAUCACCAUGGUAUCCUGCUAUAAUUGUAGAUCCAGAUGCUACUGAAGGCUAUUCGCAUAAUGGUGUUCCUGUCCCACUACCUCCAGAAUCAGUCCUUAAAUGGGGUGAACGUCUUGCGUCUAAUAAAGCUACUAAUGAUUGUGAACUUUUAUUAGUCCUUUUCUUUGAUACGAAGCGUACAUGGCAAUGGCUCAGUCCCCAAAAACUUCAACCUCUUGGUAUACAUAAAGAACUUGACUUUGAACGUUUACGAGAAGGAAGGCGAAGUAAAAUGAAGCAUUCGGUGACAAAGGCUUAUCGUCGUGCUGUGGAACAUAUAUGCAAAGUUCAUGGAAGACCAUAUCCCUAUACAGAUGGAAAGUCAACAGAUAUCGCUGUUUUCACCCUGUAA